Molecule: messenger RNA, 5228 nt
Organism: Cydia amplana
Lineage: Eukaryota; Metazoa; Arthropoda; Insecta; Lepidoptera; Tortricidae
Exons: 3
Coding region: 1-5139 (1712 amino acids)
Biological process (GO): DNA integration
Molecular function (GO): nucleic acid binding
Source: RefSeq, a predicted model, not a curated record
AUGCAGAAGGCCGAAAUUGCCAUUCUUCGUCAGACGCAGAUCGAUUUUUUCGGCGAAGAAUUUGCCUUGCUUCGAGAAGCUAAGCCCUUGUCCAAGUCGAGCAAAUUGAAUCCUCUCUGCCCGAUUAUUGAUGAAGAUGGCCUCCUCAGACUGGACAGUCGUAUAAAGCACAUGAAGAACGUUGACUAUGCCACUACGUCACCCAUUAUUCUUGAUGGCCGUCACCCAGCUGUUCGUCUACUCAUAAGGCACUACCACGUCGAAGCUGCACACGCCUUCAACGAGCUGGUGAUUAACGAACUUAAACAAAGAUUUUGGAUACUUCGAUGCCGUAGCGAAGUGCGCAUGGUUGCCCGAAAAUGUGCCUACUGUUUAAAGCGAAAGGCAACGCCCCACAUCCCACCAACUGGCGACAUACCAGAUGUGCGCCUAGAGCACCACAAACGUCCAUUCACAAACACCGGACUAGAUUAUUUCGGCCCGGUAGAAGUAACAAUCGGCCGACGUCGGGAAAAGCGAUGGAUAGCCCUAUUUACGUGCAUGACUACGCGAGCAGUGCACCUGGAAAUUGUAGCAAGUCUAUCAGCAAAUUCUGCAAUAAUGAGCAUACGUCGCUUUACUGCACGUCGAGGACUUCCGAAUAAGAUACUUUCCGAUAACGGAACAUCCUUUGUUGGAGCCAACAGACAGCUGUGCGAAUUUUACAGCGACGCCGUGCAAGACUUUGCUGCCAAUAAACACAUAGAAUGGUGCUUCAUUCCUCCGGCGUCACCAUUCAUGGGUGGUUGUUGGGAGAGACUUGUUAAGACAGUUAAGACAGCACUCCUUGUGACUCUAAAAGAAAGGGCUCCCAGAGAGGAACUACUCCAUACUCUUCUCCUAGAGGCAGAGGCGCUAGUAAACUCGCGGCCAUUAACCUACGUUACUGAGAACAGAGAGUAUGAAAGCCUGACUCCGUCCCAUUUCUUGAUAGGUACCUCUUCACCGCAGCAGCUACCGGCCGUUUUAGACGAUGGUGUAUUUUCGUCAAGAAAGGAGUGGCAAAAGGUUCUACGACUGUCCGAGCACUUUUGGACCAGGUGGCUUAAAGAAUACCUGCCCAGUCUAAAGCCGAGAAGAAACGACGGAAGGCAGUGUCACAAUUUAAAAUUAGACGACGUUGUCCUCGUAGUUGACCCUGACCUGCCUAGAGGUGUCUGGCCUAUAGGCCGUAUAGUGGAAGUGUUCCCGGGCAGAGAUGGAAUUACAAAAAGGUAUAAUCAUAUAAAACCUAUUUCGUCCUCAACAUCAUCCCCCGAGACGCCUCGCCAGUGUCGUGUAAAUAGUGCGGAACACAUUAAUGUUGUUUCUCCCAGUAACAGGUCGCGUGUGUCGUCUUCUCGUUCAUCAGCCACAAUAAAGGCACUGAGGUUGAACGAGAAGGCCCAAUUGGCGCGUCGCAGCCUGGAGCGUGAACAGCAGCUAUUUGAACGUGAGCAGGCGCUACUGCAACUACAACGCGACCAGGAGGUCGCACGCCAGCGGCUUGACUUCGAACGUAAGCUCUUCGAACAAGCUAAGCAAGUGGAAGAGCUCGAAAUAGAGGCAAGACUGGCAACCCAAGAAGUGGAUGGACGAUCCAACAUUCAUACGGUCAGUCAAUCUUAUUCACGUACUGCAUCGUGGGUCCGCGACGUCAGCCAUAGUGGCCCUCGUCCCGCUGACAACAACGCUGAUGCGGCCCUAAUAAAUAUCCCGCCUACGGGCGCAGACUCUACUACGGUUCACGUUCGCGAGAGAAACUUAGGUUUAGAACCUUGUUAUAUACAACAAAAUAAUGUAAACAACCCUAUCAACCCAUAUUUCUCUCAAGAACGAGAUACCACACGUCAAAAGCCUAACACAAAUGAUAUGAUUGCGUCGCAUCGCAAUCAUGAUAAUUCAGUGGUACGUCAUAAUCCUGAAAAUCAUGAAAUGCAUCGCGAUGUCUACAGAAAACCUGUGACAUUUCAAAUACCAAUAAAUGACAAUUCAAAUUUAUUGCAAACCUCUACGAGCAAUAAUAAUAAGGUAUUGACAUCAAUGCCGUUGCUUGACAACUCAAAUAACAAAGAAUGUCAGUUGCCGUCAAAUCGGCCCGAGCCUUAUUUUAUUUCUCAAAGGUGCUCGCAUAAAUUACAGCUUACUCCUUUUAGCGAGAAUCUUGUGCGUUUGAGCGGUGCGCUGCGCGGCCAGGCCCUGGAGAGUGUGUCGUCGUUGCUGUACACGGCGGAGCGGCCCGAGCAAGUGCUCGACGUGCUGGAGCAGACGUUCGCGCUCCCUGAAAUGAUCGUGCUACACGAGAUUACUCUCGUGCGGAAUCUCCCAAAGCUAAGCUUUGAUCAAAAAGACCUUAACAACAUUGCUUGUAGAUUGCGCAAUUGUAUAGCAGUAAUUAGAAACUUAGAUCAGAUAGAGCAUAUUUAUUCGGUAGAGCUGUUUCAUAGUGUGUUAGCCAAACUGACACCGAUAUUGUACAGUCAGUGGAAAGAAUUUGCGUACAAAAGUGACCGAUCUGUGCCUAAAAUUCAAUUACUGUCUGAGUUUCUUGAUAUUGAGGCUAUAAAACACAAUCGUUACGGUUUAGUACCUGAUUACGCCCGACGACCUGGCACUGUUAUGCCUGAUUUAGGUAGGCGGUCUGGCACAUUUAUGCCAGAGUUAGGUAGGCAAACCGGCACCUUUACUUCAGGUUUAGGUAGGCGAAAUGGUGCCAUUAUUUCAGAGUCAGGUAGGCGACAUGGUACAGUCGGCAACAAUAAUUUUGCACACAAACCUACACGAAGUGAAAACAUACAUGUGACAUCUGUCCGUAACACAAAUAGCGAACUAUGUCGUUACUGUAACAAUAAACAUAAACUUACGGAGUGUGAGGAAUUUAAGUCGCUAACUUUAGAUGACAAAUGGAUUUGGUUGCGUGAAGCAAAGAUAUGUUCUAAGUGUCUGGUAUCUAAAUCACAUCGGUGGAAGUCAUGCAGAAUCGGUCGAUGUGGUGUCGACGGGUGCGAGCGUUUUCAUCACCCAUUGCUACAUUCAGCAGCGACGCCUCACGUAGUCAAUGCUGCCAGAGAGUCUCCGUCUUCCUCCUACGAUGUUAUUGAACACAAAAACAUUGAUAAAACUGUUACAAUUUCUAACGUCACUGGAUCACACUCAAACGAUGAAAUGUCAAGUCCAGAAUCUCAAGUGUUUUUAAGAGUCAUUCCGGUUGAAAUAAGUGGACCUCAUGGAAAAUAUGACACAUAUGCGUUACUUGAUGAUGGUUCCAUGUCAACUAUGAUCGACUGGGAGGUGGCACGCCACAUUGGAGCGACUGGCCCCAUGCAGUCAAUCAAAGUUGACGGAGCCUGUGGAAUGUCAGUACACAGACCCAUCCAACAUGUUAGCUUUUCUAUAAAAGGUAAACAAUGUUCUGAAACAUUCACGGUUAACAACGCUAAGGCCGUAAACUCGUUGUCACUGUUCACACAAACUGUCAACCAAGGCGACAUUACGAAAUAUUCACACUUGGCUGAUUUAGCGGACGUUCUUUCAAUAUCGGAAGCUACACCUAAAGUCUUGCUUGGUGCAGAACAUUGGUACCUCACUAUCUGCCGCGAGCUUAGGGAAGGUGCCCAAACCGAUCCGAUUGCCACACGUACAGUUUUAGGUUGGGUAUUACACGGCAAAUCCAACAUUUGGUCUAAACCCGUCUAUUUUAUAAAUCACAUUUCAAGCAAAAAUAGUGCUAGUGACACCACCAUGGACGAACUUGUGAAAGAUUAUUUUCGCCUUGAUGCCAUAGGUAUUUCUAAGUCUGAAAAUGUGUACUCUAACGAAGAUAAACACGCUUUAGAGGUUUUAGAAUCCACGGCCAAACGUUUGCCAUCAGGUAGGUUCGAAGCAGGUCUAUUAUGGCGUAAUGAUAUUCCAAACACACCUGACAGUUAUCCUCAAGCGCUUUCAAGGUUCUACGGUUUGGAAAGGCGCAUGGCUCGAGAGUCUAACCUCAAAAAAGAUUAUUGUGCCUUUAUCGAUAACAUGAUGUCAAAAGGUUACACUGAAGAGUGUCCAAAGGAAACAUACCAUGAUAAAAUAAACACAAGCGUUACACACAAAUGUUUACGUUGGUAUUUACCCCACUUUCCUGUAAUACACCCUCAAAAACGAAAACUGCGCGUAGUCCAUGACGCAGCCGCAAAGACUUCGGGAGUCAGUUUGAAUUCACUCCUGCUCCCGGGGCCUGAUCUCCUGCAAUCACUGCUACACAUAUUGUUCCGUUUUCGUGAAGGUCAUGUUGCAAUGACAGCUGACGUGAAAGAAAUGUUUCCUCAAAUUAGGAUUAGGCAGGAAGAUCGUGACGCUUUACGUUUUCUUUGGAGGAAUGACCCUCACUGUCAAUUAAAAGAAUACAGAAUGACUUCCGUUAUCUUCGGUGCUGUAUGCAGCCCCUGUACUGCUUUAUACAUAAAAAAUCGUAACGCUCAGGAAUUGCAAAGGUCUUACCCGGCCGCCGCAAAGGCUAUUGUUCGUGAUCAUUACAUGGAUGAUUAUUUAGGAAGUCUUGACAGUGUCCAAGAAGCUGCGCAACUUGCAGCUGACAUAGUAACAGUUCACAAAGCGGCAGGCAUGGAGAUGCGUGGUUGGGUCUCUAACGUACCCGCUGCACUUGCGGCGGUACCAGAAAACUUACGAGCUCCUGUAGUUGAAGAUAUACAUGUAGGGCCUGAAGCUUUUGUUAGAACAUUAGGACUUAUAUGGCAUCCAAAGAGCGAUACCUUUAGUUUUCGUACUGGUUCUCCCAUACCUGACCAAGGCAAAUUAACAAAACGAAAGGUAUUGUCUUACCUGAUGUGCGUGUACGACCCCCUCGGUCUCUUGACUCCUCUGGUUAUCAAGGUCGUAUUUUAUUCCAGCAGACAUGGCGAACUGGUAUUGAUUGGGACACUGAGCUGCAAUCACAUGCCGUUCAAAAGUGGCAAGCUUGGUCUCAACAACUUGCUACGAUUACAUGCAUCAAAAUUCCGCGCUGGUACAGAUGUGGGUUUCCAGAUGAUAUCAUUCGUGACAGACAGCUCCAUAUGUUUGCAGACGCCAGCGAGGAGGCAUACGCGUGCGUCGCAUAUUGGCGCUUUACAUUAACGAGCGGUUCCGUAAAGCUGUCUCUCAUUGGUGGAAAGGCCCGACUGAGUCCUUUGAAACCUACGUCUAUACCACGACUUGAACUCCAA